AAUGAUCAAAAUUGAAGGCUACAUAAAUCAGACGGUAAUUAAAUAAUAGUGCGCCACUAUGUGAAAGAAAACGUUAAUAGUUCUGCCAAAAUUUUAUUCAAAUAGAAUCGUUCAUUUGUGAUUUAGUUUUAGAAGUAAUUAUUUUUGGAGAAUUUACUUGCUGGAUAAAUUGGAUUGCACAAAUGCUGGAUAAAAUCUACAUGAGGGAAUAGCAAAUCAAUAAAAAUGGAUGAAGAACCGAUUUCAAGAAGAAGUUUUUUAGAUGAGCUCAGAGAUUUAAAUGAAAAUGAAAGUAGUGACUUGGAAGCGGAUGAAGGUGAUUUAGAAAGAAGAGAUGUUGUAGAAGAACUGGAAAAUGAUGCGGUUGAAGAGGAUAACAACGAAGAGGGCAUGGAAGUUCAAGAAGUUCAAGAAAACGUAUUUUUACAACAAGAAAUAGACAAUGAAGAAAUAAUUCAGCAGGAAAUAGACAAUGAAGAAAUAAUUCAGCAGGAAAUCGACAAUGAAGAAAUAAUUCAGCAGGAAAUAAACAAUGAAGAAAUAAUUCAGCAAGGAAUAGGUAACGAAGAAAUAAUUCAUCAGGAUAUAAAUUACCAUAAUGUAGAAGCAGAAGAGCAGCGUCUAAAUGACCUUAUACAGCAAGAAUUAGAUAAUGACGAAUAUAUUCGAGAUGAGGAGUCGUCAGAAGAUGAGUCGUCAGAAGGAGAGGAGGAAAUUCCAGGAGAAGAUGCAGAUGAAGAAAAUGCAAGACCAGAUCGCCCAAUGUUUCAAGGGUUUGGUAAUUUGCUAGGUAUGCGAGUUCCAUUACGUUCUUCCAGACAUUUUAUGUCAAUAGAUCUUUUAUUAAUAGCCUUAGCACAAUCAGUCCGAUAUAAAGGUACUUACAAACAACUUUUGUCACUAUUAAAGUUGUUUAAAAAAUCAUAUAUGCAUAUAAAUAUACCAACCACAAAAAAAGCACUUUGGAAAAUCCUUGGGCGGAAUGAUUCAAACUUGAUUUUCCAAUUGUAUUGUGAAAAAUGCAACGAAUUAAUUGGGAACGGGAAAAAAGUUCAAAGAGCAUGUUCUUGCGGUGCUUGCGGUCCUAAUGUUCAUGAUACUCAUGUUGCAACUUUUGUACAAGUACUUCUGACUCCCCAGUUAAAAGAAAUUUUUAAUUCUCCAAAACUACUCAACGCAUUACGUUAUAAGGAAAUAAGAAGAAAAAUUAACCAUAAUGCAAUUGAGGAUAUUUUUAAUGGAAUCAAAUAUGAAGAAAUGUGUGAAGCUGGUAACUUUUUAUCAGAUCCUAAUAAUUUUACCCUUACAUUGUGGAUUGAUGGGGCAAAAGUAGCCAAAUCAUCUAAUGCUCAAAUGUACCCAGUUCUUCUGCAACUUCACGAGUUCUCGCCACACGCUAGAAAAAAAAUACACUCCUUGCAGGCUUGUAGAUUGGAAAAGAGAAGCCGGUUACGCCAAUUUUACUGCAAUCAAUUAUUAGAGAAAUACAACAAUUAUUCGACGAUGGAAUAA
Molecule: messenger RNA, 1512 nt
Organism: Leptopilina heterotoma
Lineage: Eukaryota; Metazoa; Arthropoda; Insecta; Hymenoptera; Figitidae
Exons: 3
Coding region: 226-1512 (428 amino acids)
Source: RefSeq, a predicted model, not a curated record